Molecule: messenger RNA, 2973 nt
Organism: Physeter macrocephalus (sperm whale)
Lineage: Eukaryota; Metazoa; Chordata; Mammalia; Artiodactyla; Physeteridae
Gene: HTR4
Product: 5-hydroxytryptamine receptor 4
Exons: 8
Coding region: 98-1306 (402 amino acids)
Biological process (GO): regulation of appetite; chemical synaptic transmission; adenylate cyclase-activating adrenergic receptor signaling pathway
Cellular component (GO): plasma membrane
Molecular function (GO): G protein-coupled serotonin receptor activity
Source: RefSeq, a predicted model, not a curated record
CGGAGCCAGUCUCGGCCGGCCGGGAGGAGGACGAUGCUCGGCCCGCCCAGUACCCUGUGCACACUGAAAUCCAACUCACCCAUGCCUAUUUCCUGUAAUGGAUGAACUUGAUGCUAAUGUGAGUUCCAAGGAGGGUUUUGGGUCAGUGGAGAAAGUCGUGCUGCUCACAUUUCUCUCGACUGUUAUCCUGAUGGCAGUCUUGGGGAACCUGCUGGUGAUGGUAGCUGUGUGCAGGGACAGGCAGCUCAGGAAAAUAAAAACCAAUUAUUUCAUUGUGUCUCUUGCCUUUGCGGAUCUGCUGGUGUCAGUGCUGGUGAUGCCCUUUGGUGCCAUUGAGCUGGUUCAAGACGUCUGGAUUUAUGGGGAGAUGUUUUGCCUCGUCCGGACAUCUCUAGAUGUCCUGCUCACAACGGCAUCGAUUUUUCACCUGUGCUGCAUUUCUCUGGAUAGGUAUUAUGCCAUCUGCUGCCAGCCUUUGGUCUAUAGGAACAAGAUGACACCUCUGCACAUCGCAUUAAUGCUGGGAGGCUGCUGGGUCAUCCCCAUGUUUAUCUCUUUUCUCCCUAUAAUGCAAGGCUGGAAUAACGUUGGCAUAAUUGAUUUGGAAAGGAUAUUCAAACCAAGGCUGGGCCAGGAUUUGCAUGUGAUAGAAAAAAGGAAGUUCAACAAGAACUCUAACUCUACGUACUGCAUCUUCAUGGUCAACAAGCCCUAUGCCAUCACCUGCUCUGUGGUGGCCUUCUACAUCCCGUUUCUCCUCAUGGUGCUGGCCUAUUAUCGCAUCUAUGUCACAGCUAAGGGGCAUGCCCACCAGAUCCAGAUGUUACAACGGGCAGGAGCCGCCUCAGAGGGCAGGCCCCAGCCAGCAGACCAACAUAGCACUCAUCGCAUGAGGACAGAGACCAAAGCAGCCAAGACCCUGUGCAUCAUCAUGGGUUGCUUCUGCCUCUGCUGGGCUCCAUUCUUUGUCACCAAUAUUGUGGAUCCAUUCGUAGACUACACUGUCCCUGGGCAGGUGUGGACUGCUUUCCUCUGGCUUGGCUACAUCAAUUCUGGGUUGAACCCCUUUCUCUACGCCUUCUUGAAUAAGUCUUUUAGACAUGCCUUCCUCAUCAUCCUCUGCUGUGACAAUGAACGCUACCGAAGACCUUCCAUUCUGGGCCAGACUGUCCCCUGUUCAACCACAACCAUUAAUGGAUCCACACAUGUGCUAAGGGAUGCAGUGGAGUGUGGUGGCCAAUGGGAGAGUCAGUCCCACCCCCCAACAACUUCUCCUUUGGUGGCUGCUCAGCCCAGUGACACUUAGGCCCCUGGGGCAGUGACCCUGAAGACAGCCAUCCCUCCAAGAGAGGGCCAGGUCCUAAGCUGCUGCUCGUGCCUGACUGCACCCGGUAUUCUCUUCACCCAGCAUUCCAUCCAUUGGUGCAGGCACCCCAUGCCCAUCGGGCUUUUCCUUCAGGAUUCCAGCAGGUGGCAGGGGAGAGGAGGCUCCCUUGUUCACUGGGGGUUCUCCUCCAGAGAUCCCCCUUGAAGGGAUCUUUUUAUUUCCUAGCACUCCCUCUUCCCGGCUUCAUAGUCACCCGGGCCUCAUAGUCUCUGUUGUCCCCAAUAUAUCCCCUUACUGUGUCUGGUUUGUCUCACUCAUGUUUCAAACACAGUCACUCACUGUGUCCUAUAUCUCAGUCAUAGAUGUCCGCAAAUAUUCCUUCUUUGCUGUGCCUGCUCACAUACACUGUCAACACACAUCCUCCCUGCACCUGCCUUGGUCAGAGUUGUGUUCCAAAAGCACGCAUCUCUUGCUUGUUUGUGUUUGUCACAGCCAUGUUAAAACUACUCACCAGCUCAUCUCUUUCCUGCUCUGUGCCAGACACUAAUACACUUUCCUCCCAGAGUGUGGGUCCAAAUGUGCAUCCUCCUGGCCAGCCCCCCAUGUCAGUCACAGACUUCCACUUGCUUUACCUUAUGUCCAUGUCAGUCCUCCUCUUCAGGACCUGCUCCAUUUAUUCACCAUGGAAGAAACAGGGCAAAGAUCCUUCAGAGGAAAACAGGCUCUGCAGCAACCUUGGAGGGAAGCUGAAGACAGACAGCUCUCUGCCAGUGCCAUGGCCUCAGGCCCUCCUGCUGUGAAACGCUCGCUUUCCUGGAACAAAUCUUCUCCUAAAGCGCCUUGGGCAGGGCUGGCGGCAUCAUAGUGUUUAUUGAAAGACUUUGGAAUCUUUCCCACGAGCUUGUAGCAAAGCCCAUGGUACCAAUUUAUAACCCUUGAAUCUGGCCUUGCUGCUCCCAAAGGAGAGAACAAUUGGAGACGCACACUGCCGAGACUUGUCACUCACUGCAGUUUCCCCAGGUGGAGGAGGCAGAACCAAGCAGCGCUUGGGGUGGAAAACAGUGCUUGACUUCAAGUCAGAGGACCCGAAUUCCAGCCCUGGCUCCACUCCUAACAUGUGGGAGAUUGUGACCUAUGCCCUUCCAUCCCUGGACCUCACUUUCUGCAUCUGUCAACUGAAGUUUGGACCAGAGGAUCUCUAAGAUUCUGUUCUGUUUCUAUGACAACAGGAUGCUGCUAUAGCCAUCAGCUACCUCAGAAAGGUGUGGCCUGCCUGCCUUUUGACUUUGUUUCAGAGGAACUAGCCACCUCAUCUGGGCCUUCUAGACCCUUGACUUUGCCAGCUUUGCCCUUCACAUAAACCUGGAUGUCUUUCAUUCAAAGCUAAGUUCAUGGCUCUUGCCACCUGCCCCAGAGUGAAGGUCCCAGGGAGGUAAAUGCCACCACAUCCCAGAAUGGUGUGAGAUUUCAACUUUGGUCUUGGCUGUGAUUUGAUAGCAUCUCAGGACUUCAUCAUACUGUCCUUGUUCUUGCUGCUUAAGAAGUCAGAUGUCAUUUCCAUUGACGUUUACUUUAGUUCUGGAAUUGCACCAGACUGAAAAGAGACUUGGAAUGAGGAAGAGAAGAUUGCCCCAAACCAUCUAAAU